AUGUGUCUCACGCCCAGCGAUGUGAGCGAGGAGGCCUCGGUGCCGAAGCAGGCGGUCGUUGGCGCGGACGCUUCUGCCAGGGCUGCUGCGCCGCCGAGGACGACGGCGGCGGCGGCGGGCGAGGGCGGCGAUUCGGGCGACGUUGGCGCGGCGUCGGGAGAGGCAACCAUCUUCGACCUUGACUUUUUCCAGUUCGGGGGCUCUACAGGAUGGCCCCCGACCUCCGAGGGGCCCCCCGAGGGGCGGCCCGUGCAGCCGCCCGCCGCGCGCCGGCCGCCGCCCUCCACCGCUGCGUGCGGGCCGGGGCGCCCCUGCAGCGCCCCGCCGCCAGAGAUGGGGGCCGCCAUCACCCAGUGCGCCAAGGCGAUGCUGGUGGAGUCCGACGAGUACGCGUACGUGAAGUCGGAGAGCCCCUUCCAGGCCGCCUCCGGCGAGGGCCCGCAGCUCGCGCUGAGGAUCAGCCAGGCGCCCAUCGAGGCGUCCCACGGGGCGAAGCUGAGCCCCUUCGGCCUAGGCGACGAGGUCGCGGUGGUGCAGGUCGAGAAGCUGAAGGGCUGGGACGCGCUGCGCUGGCGGCAGGACCGCAGCGCAAAGCAGCGGGCGUCGAACGACGUCACCAGCAAGUGCGCCAUCUCAGCGCUGACCCUCCAUGGCCGCUCAGCGUGCUUUGGAAUCACAGUCAGGAUUUCGAUUUCGGGCAACGUGCUCAUCAUUUUGCGUGAUUCGCCUGAAGGACUUUGAGGACGAUGACCCACUUGGGGUACCCCGCUUGCACAUGCAGCGCCCCAGCUUCUGAUUCGGUAUAGUCUAGUGGGACACGCUUGUAUCUUCUCCUCUUUCUGCAGCUGCCCUCCUGUUGCCACCGUCGUUACCUUGCACCCUGUCAACACCAACACGCACAGCCGUCGCCUUGCCCACCACGUCUGUCAGUUGAUUGGCUCUUGCCCGACUGUGCUAUUUUUCUCUGUUCGGGCUAGCGUUCCAGGG
This is a messenger RNA of Prorocentrum cordatum, 987 nucleotides long. Lineage: Eukaryota; Dinophyceae; Prorocentrales; Prorocentraceae. The record is from the annotation of a GenBank genome assembly.